Molecule: messenger RNA, 764 nt
Organism: Saccostrea cuccullata (small rock oyster)
Lineage: Eukaryota; Metazoa; Mollusca; Bivalvia; Ostreida; Ostreidae
Exons: 4
Source: RefSeq, a predicted model, not a curated record
AAAAGGGUGUUUUAAAUUUAAUUUGAUUAUACGUAUAUACAAUAAAGAAAUAAAAACGGCUUCAACAAGGAUCUAGCUUCAGUGUGCUCUAGGUAUCAUGCGGAUAAUUAAUGCUGACAGGUGGAGAAUUCGACACUGCAUUUUGUUCUUAACACUGCAAGUUAAAGGAAACUUAUCUGUUUUACUAAAUCAAGAAGAACUCAAUCAAGGAGUAUGUGAUGGUCAGAUGUUAAAUGCAAACAUCAAUGUUACCUGUGAAUUCAGUGGAGCUAGAGCUAAAAUCAGUGGAGGGAACGAGAUAACACACUGUGAAAACAGAAUAUGUGUAAAGGGGGGACAAUUCAGCGGGAAAGACAACCUCCUUAAUGUUUUCUUCCCUAUGGAUUAUAAAUCACACAUUGAUAAUCUUUUGGAAGUAAACGUCACAUGUUCGAAUGGAAGUGUCUUUAAAGAUGAAUUACUCAUGGUACCAUGCCAAUCUCAAUUUCAUCACUCUGUCGUUUGCAACAGAACGCAUGCGCGGAUAACGUGUGAACACAACUCCUACAAUUUAUCUAAAUAUGGAAUGACGAUAAAAAACUUUACAACCGGAAACACACUUGAUCAUUGUUGGUGGCGGGAAAACUCCUCGGAGUGUUUUAGAGAGUUAGCCAAAGGUAUUCCUAAUGGUUCUCAGUUAAUUCUACCAUACGUGAAUGGGCAUGAGGUGUUGAUAUGUGAAAUGGAUGGACAAUUUGUAAACAUCAACAUUACAUGUGACCAAG